Molecule: messenger RNA, 1120 nt
Organism: Andrographis paniculata
Lineage: Eukaryota; Viridiplantae; Streptophyta; Magnoliopsida; Lamiales; Acanthaceae
Exons: 5
Coding region: 155-934 (259 amino acids)
Source: RefSeq, a predicted model, not a curated record
UCCAUCGUAGAAAAACAACCCACGAACAGAAGCGUUGUGCUGUGGUGCGAAACAAGACGAGCGCGGAAAUCGACGCUGCGGCUGAACAGGGUUCUUCUGUAUUCAUCGACGAUUCGAGCUCUUUUUCGAUCGUCUGCGCCGGAAUCGAGAAAAGAUGGAGGAGUGUGCUGCAGAGCCAUUGCAGGAUGAUGUUCAUGCUCCAACCUCACAGGUUCAGCCUGAAGAAAUUGAGAGAAAAGCUCGGGUGGAUGCAGUAUGGCAGCAAAUGAAUAAAGGAGUUUCUGCAAAGACUCUAAAUUCCAUUUUGCAAAACCAGAGUUCAAUGGCAAAGAAGUCUCCCAAAAAAACUCCUGUAAAGAAGUCGUCGACGGGUUGGAUGUCUUAUCUAGGUUUGGGAUCAAAGACGGCGCCAUUGUCUGUACAAGGAGCGCUGGAAAAGCGCUCGAGCAUUGGUGAAAAUGAGGCCAGUGAGGAAGCAAAAAAACUUGCUGCAGCUGCUUUAUCAGCGGUGAAGGAUGCUGCUGCUAUGGCUGCCACCGGGAGGGGGAAAGUCGAGAUCACUGAAGUUCGGGAUUUUGCUGGUAAGGAGAUUGAAGUAAAGAAAUUCGUCGAUGCAGAUUCAAAAGAGGCAGUCGAGAAGGGUUUAAAAGGUGCAGGCGGUACAGCAUCUGCAGUGGAUGCCGUUCUCGAACAGAUAAAGAAGAAACAGAAACUCAGCGUGCUUGAUAAAACCAAGAAAGAUUGGGGCGAGUUCAAGGAAGAACACAGAGGCAUGGAAGAGGAACUCGAUGCCUACAAGAAAAGUUCAAAUCAAUAUCUGGAUAAAGUGUCGUUCUUGCAGCGAGCUGACUAUCGGGAAUUCGAGCGUGAAAGAGAUGCCCGCCUUGCUUUGCAGGCCAAGCGAAAGACCGAUGCGCCCGGGGAUGACUUCUGAAUGCGGUAUGUGUGUUUCCGCAAAAGACAGUGCGGCUGCCGGAAUUUUUAUGUUUUGUUAAGAUUAAACGACUUAGUCGAAUUGAGCUGAUUUCGAACUACUGUCCAUUAAAAUUAGCUCGCCCGGCAGAUUAAGAAAAAUGAAUAUUUUAUUAGAAAGUUUAACAAGGUCGAAGCUUUGAACUCA